Rotaria socialis is the source of this 588-nucleotide messenger RNA. NCBI's taxonomy places the organism in Eukaryota, Metazoa, Rotifera, Eurotatoria, Philodinida, Philodinidae. The record is from the annotation of a GenBank genome assembly.
AUGUUCAACGCUCGACAUCCAUAUCGACCCCGUCUACCAAAUCGUCCUAUCGUCGGCUACGGGCAGCCAAUAUCACCGAUUAAUCUUCUGUGGAAAUCGACUUGGCCAUACAAGAUCUCUAACAUCAUCGCUACUUUGUUGAUACUGCUUGCACUCGUAUUGAUUGCUCUCGAAAUUGCAUUUGUGGCUAAAAUGGGAGGAGCAAGCACCGCAAGUGCAUAUACAUCAGGAGUUGGUAUUUGGUGUGGAGUUUUCAUCCUUAUUGCUGGUAUUGUCAUCCUUGUUAUUAAUUGUGUCAAGAACGUACAUAUUUUGACAUUGGUAUCGUUUGGUUUCACUAUUUUAGCCACUUGUUUUGCGAUCAUUGCAUUUUCCAUCAAUGCUUAUAGAGUUCAAUUUUCCGUUCAAUACAACCUUUUCUCGAUUAGCGGCUUUCCUGAACCAAGCCUAGCAGCCGCAGAACUGGCUGUCGCUAUUGUCGCAUUUCUGGUCUGCCUCGCCUUUAUCUGUAUCUAUAUACGCACUGCUAUUAUAAUUUCUCGUAAAAGGAAAGGGCAACAAAAGUUUGAUCCUAUUCAACGAGCCUGA